AUGACUCCUACUGAUAAAAAGUCCUACGUUUUUCAGUGCAAAAUUAACGAAAAACCUGCCCAAGCUAUAGCCGGUAAAGGCACUCGUAUCACCAUUGAAAAGGAUGGUAAAAUAUAUAGUGAUAUUAUUGAUGCCGUUACUGGUGCUGCUGUUGGUGCUUUGGGAUGGGGUGAUGAAGACAUCGUCGAUAUUAUCACUGAAGCAGCCAAGACCUCUACCUAUUCUUUCCCAUCUUUGAUUGGUAACAAACAAUCCGAAGAACUGGCUAAAUUUUACAUCGACAAUUCCCCAAACGAUGCAUUUGUUUCUGCUUUAUGGUGUUGCUCUGGUUCGGAAGCUAAUGAAAGUUGUAUGAAAAUCAUGUACCAGUACUGGUUAGAACGUGGCAAGACAAAAAAAACAAAAUUUAUUUCUAGAAAGAGUUCUUAUCAUGGAUUUACUAUUGGUUCUCUAUCUAUUGCUGACAAUGCUCGUGUGGUUGCCUUUAAGAAUAUCUUAUUGCCAGAAACUCAGUGUCUAAAGAUGCCGGUUUGCUACCCAUACAGAUUCCAAAAGAAGGGCCAAACCGAAGCUGAAUAUGUCCAAGAAUUACUAGGUAACUUGGAAUAG
This is a messenger RNA of Saccharomycodes ludwigii, 609 nucleotides long. RefSeq lists its product as uncharacterized. The coding region runs from base 1 to 609 and encodes 202 amino acids. The record is from RefSeq and is a predicted model, not a curated record. Gene Ontology annotation, molecular function: pyridoxal phosphate binding; transaminase activity. NCBI's taxonomy places the organism in Eukaryota, Fungi, Ascomycota, Saccharomycetes, Saccharomycodales, Saccharomycodaceae. Gene Ontology annotation, cellular component: cytosol. The transcript has a single exon.